Messenger RNA from Pteronotus mesoamericanus, 6486 nucleotides. It is a transcript of the gene TET1, whose product is annotated as tet methylcytosine dioxygenase 1. The record is from RefSeq and is a predicted model, not a curated record. Gene Ontology annotation, cellular component: nucleus. Gene Ontology annotation, biological process: positive regulation of transcription by RNA polymerase II. NCBI's taxonomy places the organism in Eukaryota, Metazoa, Chordata, Mammalia, Chiroptera, Mormoopidae. Bases 1 to 6486 code for a protein of 2161 amino acids. The transcript has 12 exons. Gene Ontology annotation, molecular function: zinc ion binding; DNA 5-methylcytosine dioxygenase activity; DNA binding.
AUGUCUCGACCCCGCCGUGCAAAGCCUUCCAGAUUAGUCAGGAAGGAAGAUUUAAACAAAAAGAAAAACUGCCAACUGAAGAAGACAUGCAAACCAGCCAAAAAAAAUGUAGCAUCAGUCAAGACAAUGAACCCUGGAAAAUUAAAGCAAUUAACCCAAGAAAGAGAUGUUAAGAAGAAAACAGAACCCAAACCACCCAUGCCAGUCAGAAGCCUUCUGACGAGAGCUGGAGCAGCACGAAUGAAUUUGGAGAGUACUGAGGUUCUUUUUCAGAACCCAGAGUCCUUAACUUGCAAUGGGUUUACAAUGGCUCUCCGAAGGUCCUCUCUUAGCAGGCGACUCUCCCAACCCCCUGCGGUCAUAGCCAAACCCAAGAAAGUUUCAGCUCCUAAGAAUUUAGAAAAGCAACGUGAGUGUGAUGACAAGAUACUUACUAACACGGAAGUAAAGCACUCAGCAAAUGAUUCUGUCCCAGCGCAAGACCCUUUAAACCCUCCUGAUACAGAGAAUCUAAUUGGCACACAAAAUACAUCUUUAAUUAAAAGUGAGAGCCAAGGGACAACCCAAUCUCAGUCCCAAAAGGUUGAGGAUUCCAAAAUAAAUUUUCCUACUCAUAGUGACCCUGCAGCAGAGAUCCUUUCUGGGGCACUGGAAGGGACACGUGGUGGUGAAGGACUACCCUCUGAAGAGAUGUUAAACGAUAUCAGUGACUCCCCUAGAAUAUUUUCUCAGGACACUCUGUGUGCUCCUUUGCUCCAAAGAGCAGCUCUCAAGGUUACCUCUGAAGGAAAGAAUAGCAUUCAGUUAGAAGAUGUGGGUUCACGAGUAGACUCUGUUAAGCUCUCUGAUUCUUGCCUGAAUCCUGUCAAAAGUGAACAUGAUUGCUGCCCCACCUCCAGCUUUAAUAAGGUUAUAUCUGAACUGGACCUAAGAAACUAUGUGUCUUUUGGUGGGUCAAUAUAUCCUACCUCAUUAUUAAAAUUCCUCUUGGCAGGCUCAGAACAAGGAACCAUUGCUGCUAAACCAGGUGAUGUAGAGGUACUCAGAGCUACCCCCGAUCAGCAGGAAGUUCCUAAAAAUAUCCCUGUCAUAGGACAGGCCUUUAGUGCUGUCCCAUGUCAAUGGAAAGUUCCUGGUGCUAAACCAGUUCAUGGAGAAGCUCUGGGCGAGACCACAGGCCCACCUGAGACCUCUGGUGCUAUUUCAGUCCAAGGACAGGUCUUUGGUGCUAUCCUAAAUCAGCAAAUCCUUGGUAAGGGUGGUGGUACUGCCUCAGACCCACCUGUCUUUCUUCCUGCUCCUCUACACCGAAUUGCUACCUAUAAUGCUCUCCCAAAAUGGCCUGUUCCCCAGAGCACUGUUUCAUAUGGGCUUGAGGUCCAGGGCACUAUGCAGAUUCUGUCUUUGGGCUCAGGUCAGACUCCUCAACCAUUAAAAAACUCAGAGAUAAAUUCAGUACCUCCAGUAAUGGCCAUAAGCAAUACAGAAAAUGAGAAGCAAGUUCAUAUAAGCUUUCUACCAGCUAACGCUCAGGGGUUCACAUUAGCCCCUGAGAGAGGACUUGACCAUGCUUCACAGGGAAUUGUCCAACACUCCCAGGCUGGUCCCAGUAAAUUGGAAGGAGGGAGCUCCCAGAUCAAUACCACAGUGGUGUCGAGGCCAGUGUCACUUGCCAGUACCUCCUCUUCCGCUUCCUACACAACUUUGCUACCUACUUUGGAGAAGAAGAAACGAAAACCAUGUGGAGUCUGUGAGCCCUGCCAGCAGAAGACCAACUGUGGUGAAUGUACUUACUGCAAGAACAGAAAGAACAGCCACCAGAUCUGUAAGAAGAGGAAAUGUGAGGAACUGAAAAAAAGACCACGCGUCACCGUGCCUUUGGAGGUUAUAAAGGAAAACAAGAGGCCCCAGAGGGAAAAGAAGCCCCAAGUUUUAAAGGCAGAUUUUAACAACAAACCAGUAAAUGGCCCCAAGUCAGAAUCCAUGGAAUACAGUAGAUGUGGUCAGGGGGAAGAAAAAAGAUUGGAAUUGAACCCACAUCCCCCUGAAAAUGUAACUAAAAAUGAAGAAGGUAUGACAGGUAUUGAAGUGGAGAAGUGGACACAGAACAAGAAAUCACAUUUAACUGAUCAAGUCAAAGGAGAGUUUAAGGCAACUGUGACAGAAGCUGAAAAAUUGAAAACCUCUGAAGAUGACAGGAAAAAAGUCCUACUUACUGAAUUCCUUGAACCUCAAAAAUUGUUUGCACAAACUGUAAGAAAUGGCAUUAAAUAUGUACACUAUUUACCAACUGAAACAAGUGUGUCUUUUAAAAAAUUCAACAUUGAAGAAUUUGGCAAGGCAUUUGAAAACAAUUCCUAUAAACUCCUGAAAGACACUGCAAACCAUAACAAUGCCAUGAGCUCCAUUGCUACUAAUGCAAGCUGUGAUCAUCUGAAGGGGAGAAGUGAUGUUUCAGUCUUCCAGAAGCCUGACUCUAACUCCAAGACUUUUCCAGAUCCUACAAACUUCAACUUAAACAGUCAUACCGGUACACCCAAUGAAAGUGAUCAAUCAAAAUAUCUAGAAAAUUUACCAAGAAAAGAACCAAAACUUGAACCUCCAAUUCAACCAAGUCUUCUAUCCCUAAUAAAAGACAGGAGAUUAACGCUAGAGCAAGUGGUUGCUAUAGAAGCUUUGACUCAGCUUUCAGAAGCCCCUUCAGAAAAUUCCUCACCAUCAAAGUUAGAGAAGGAUAAAGAAACAGAGCAGAGUACAGCUAGUCUGCUUAAUAACUGUAAAGCUAUCCUCCAUUCUGUAAAAAAAGACCUCCAAGAACCAAAUUUACAAGGGGAGCCUCAAAACCUUCACCACUGUCCAUCUUUGGAAAAGCAAAGUGCAUGUAGCACGGUGCUGUUCAAUGGCCAAAAUAUUGUUUCCAAGUUGCACAACAGCUCAGCUACUAACCAGGCAUCCACAAAGUUACAGGAAGAUUCAAAAGUGAAAAAUUCAAUAUCUCUUUUUACACCAAAUUCAAAUUCAUCUGUAACUGAAACCAAUAAAAAUGUUGCUCCAAGUAGAAUUAAUCUUGAUAGUUGUUCCAAGAAUUUGCAUCAGUUGCCACCAACAAGUAAUAAAUUGGGGUACUGCAACCAGUCACAGGACAGCAGUAAAACGUCGGACUCAAAGGAUGAUCCAUUACGUCAAGAUACAGUUCAUAGCAAAAUAGAGGAAGAUGUUGCAACACAGUUAACACAACUUGCAUCAAUAAUUAAAUACAAUGACAUAAAACCAGAUGAAAAUAAUAUUGAAAGUACAACAAACCCUGUUGAGUAUAAUGCACAGCAAAAAUACAGUCAGGAGAGGGGCACAAUACAACAGAAACCACCUUCCAGUAUACAAAAUAAUCAUAGCUCAUCAUUAACAAAGCAAAAGAACACAACCCAGAAAAAGACUAAACCUACCCCAUCAAGAGAUAGGCGGAAAAAGAAGCCUGCAGUGCUAAGUUAUCAAGAAAAUGACCAGAAGAAGCAGGAACAGUUGUCACAUGAAUAUAGUAAGUUGCAUGACAUUUGGAUGGCAUCUAAAUUUCAAAGAUUUGGUCAAUUUUGUCCACAUGAUUUUCCUAUUCUGUUGGGAAAAAUUCCUCCUGUGACCAAAGAAUGGAAACCACUGACUCAAACAAGUUCAGCAUUAGAACACAAAAAAUUAUUUCCUCCACUUGCUCAGAUAAAAUUUGAACGAUAUUAUCCUGAAUUAAAACAGGAAAAAAUGAUGAAGGUUGAUCCAUUGGAUUCUCUCCCUAUUCCCCAGUUUCAAACAGAAUCCAGUGGACAGGCGUUUACAGAAAAAGUUUAUAAUUCUCAGGUACAGCCAAUAGUGAAUGUCAAUCAGAAAGCUCAUCCUUUACUCCAACCCUCCUCUCCAACUACGUGUGCUAAUAUGAUGGCUGAAAAUGACCAAACACAGUUCCAGCAAGAUGUUAAAGACCAACUCAUGCAUCAGAAACUGCCAACAUUGCCUGGGAUCUCUAAUGUGACCCCCUUAUUGGACCCAGCACAAAUUCUCAGGAAUGUAAAUGUAGUAUGUUCAGGUGGAAUUGCAGUGGUUUCUACCAAAAGUGAAGAGGACAUCUGUUUAUCUAGUGUUGGAGCAUCAGAAUUUUCCCCUGCAGACAAUGCACAGAAGAGUUUUAAUGAUUAUGCCAUGAACUUCUUUACUAAUCCUACAAAAAACCUGGUAUCCACAACGAAAGAUUCUGAAUUGCCAACCUGCAACUGUCUUGAUCGAGUUAUACAAAAAGAAAAAGGCCCAUAUUAUACACACCUUGGGGCAGGACCAAGUGUUGCUGCUGUCAGGGAAAUCAUGGAGAAUAGGUAUGGGCAAAAAGGAAGCGCAGUAAGGAUAGAAAUAGUAGUGUAUACCGGAAAAGAAGGGAAAAGCUCUCAUGGGUGCCCCAUUGCUAAGUGGGUUUUAAGAAGGAGCAGCGAUGAAGAGAAAGUUCUCUGUUUGGUUCGGCAGCGGACAGGCCACCACUGUCCCACAGCCGUGAUGGUGGUGCUCAUCAUGGUAUGGGAUGGCAUUCCUCUUCCCAUGGCAGACAGAUUGUAUACGGAGCUUACCGAAAACCUAAAGUCAUACAAUGGUCAUCCCACAGACCGAAGAUGCACUCUCAAUGAAAAUCGUACCUGUACAUGUCAAGGAAUUGAUCCAGAGACUUGUGGAGCUUCAUUCUCUUUUGGCUGUUCAUGGAGUAUGUAUUUCAAUGGCUGCAAAUUUGGUAGAAGCCCAAGCCCUAGAAGAUUUAGAAUUGAUCCAAGCUCUCCCUUACAUAGCUACUAUGAAAGAAUUACUAAAGGACGUAAUCCAGAAAGAAGAUAUAUGAGACCGGAAGCAAUCUGUCCGGGACACGAGGCCAUGGAAAAAAACCUUGAAGAAAAUUUACAGAGUUUGGCCACACAAUUAGCUCCAAUUUAUAAGCAGUAUGCUCCAGUUGCUUACCAGAACCAGGUGGAAUAUGAACAUGUCGCUCGAGAAUGUCGGCUUGGCAGCAAAGAAGGUCGUCCUUUCUCUGGGGUCACUGCUUGCCUAGACUUCUGUGCCCAUCCCCACAGGGACAUUCACAACAUGAAUAACGGAAGCACCGUGGUUUGUACUUUAACACGAGAAGAUAACCGUUCUUUGGGUGUUAUUCCUCAAGAUGAGCAGCUGCAUGUGCUACCCCUUUAUAAACUUUCAGACACAGAUGAAUUUGGCUCAAGGGAAGGAAUGGAAGCCAAGAUCAAAUCUGGGGCCAUCGAGGUCCUCACGCCCCGCCCUAAAAAAAGGACACGUUUUACUCAGCCAGUUCCUCGUUCUGGGAAGAAAAGAGCAGCAAUGAUGACAGAGGUCCUCGCACAUAAGAUAAGGGUUGUGGAGAAGAAAUUCAUUCCUCGAAUUAAGCGAAAGAAUAAUUCGACGACAAACAACAGUAAGGCUUCAUCACUGUUGCUUUUAGGGAAUAAAACGGAGACCUUGCAACCUGAAACAAAAAGUGAAGCUGAACCCAAUUUUAUCUUCAAAGGUUCAGACAACAUUAAAACCUACUCACUGACCCCAUCCAUUCCUCACCCAGCGAGAGAGGCGAGCUUGUCUCCAGGUUUCUCUUGGCCCCCGAAGACUGCUUCGACCACCACAUCUUUUAAAAGCAAUGCGUCAGUUUCGUGCGGGUUUUCAGAAAGAAGUACCAAUCCUCACUGCACGAUGCCUUCUGCAGGACACAGUGGUGCUAGUGCUGCUGCUGGGGAAGGCACUGGAGUUGCACAGCCUCAUGAGGUGAGUCCUCUUCCCACCUUGUCUACUCCCAUGUCAGAUUCCGGGGCUUAUUCUGAGCCUCCCACUGGUCCAUCUGAGCAGCUACCUUCUAAUCAGCCAAACCAGCAGCUCCCACUCAUCACCUCUCCUCCUGAACUUGCUUCCUCUCUGGUGGAAGAAGAUGAGCAGCAUUCUGAAGCGGAUGAGCCUCUAUCAGAUGACCCCCUAUCAGAUGACCCCCUGUCACCCGCUGAGGAGAAAUUGCCCCACAUUGAUGAGUAUUGGUCAGAUAGUGAGCACAUCUUCUUGGAUGCCAAUAUUGGUGGGGUGGCAAUAGCACCUGCUCACGGCUCGGUUUUGAUUGAGUGUGCCCGGCGAGAGCUUCAUGCCACAACUCCUGUCGAACACCCAAACCGGAAUCACCCUACGCGCCUGUCCCUUGUCUUCUACCAGCACAAAAACCUGAAUAAGCCCCAACAUGGUUUUGAACUAAACAAGAUUAAGUUUGAAGCUAAAGAAGCUAAGAAUAAGAAAAUUAAGUCCUCAGAGCAGAAAGAUCUGGCAGCUAAUGAGGGUCCUCAACUGUCCUCUGAAGUUAAUGAAUUGAACCAAAUUCCUUCUCAUAAAGCGUUAACAUUAACCCAUGACAAUGUUGUCACUGUGUCCCCUUAUGCUCUCACACAUGUUGCAGGGCCCUAUAACCAUUGGGUCUGA